This is a messenger RNA of Scomber japonicus (chub mackerel), 4672 nucleotides long. It is a transcript of the gene plxnc1, whose product is annotated as plexin C1. The record is from RefSeq and is a predicted model, not a curated record. Gene Ontology annotation, cellular component: semaphorin receptor complex. The transcript is spliced from 31 exons. Gene Ontology annotation, biological process: positive regulation of axonogenesis; regulation of cell migration; regulation of cell shape. Bases 81 to 4640 code for a protein of 1519 amino acids. NCBI's taxonomy places the organism in Eukaryota, Metazoa, Chordata, Actinopteri, Scombriformes, Scombridae. Gene Ontology annotation, molecular function: semaphorin receptor activity; protein binding.
UGCAGUGACACUGUGGCGGAGUGCAGAGCACCAUGCAUGCCGUUAAAGUAUGAGCAUUUUGCUGCCACCGCUGCAAGAAGAUGAUCCUGCUGUCUGGUCUGAUUUUUAUUGUAUUGGCAAAACCAGGUCGGUGCCUGGAGGAGGAUGGAGGAUUUACUUUUAAUGGAGACGUCCGCCACUUCGCCGUGGCCAACAACUCCGUUUACGUCGCCACAGACGACAGACUGUACCAGCUGAACCACGACCUGACUCUGGUCCGGAGUCUGACCCAGAGAGGAAUCUUGAAGUACGAUAAACUGCAGAACGGCAUCAGGUUUUACCGGGUUCCCGAGAAGGAUGAGUGGAACGCAACUUUCAGUGUCAAUGUGUUACUGCCGUUUGAUGAUAAUGACACAUUGAUCAGCUGCGGUGUGACUGACAACAGAUGUGGCUACUGCGAGGUGCUGGACCUGGCAGACAUCUCUAAAGUGCGGUACAGUGAACACAUUCUUGUGGGACCAGUGAACCCCAACAGCGCGUCCGUCGCAUUCCUGGUGGAUGUGGAGAGAAGAACCAACGAGACUUAUAUUCUAACCGCCAUACAGCAAAACGGAUCCUCAAAUACCAAAUGCUCCUCUGGUUCAGAGGCAGUGUAUCUUCACAAUACAAAUAACAGUCAGCCAGGAGGCAUAUUUUCAUUUAAUGAGGGGUCUACCCCUCAGUUCAGAAGUAAAGGUAAUGUGAGUUUUGUGGACGGAUUUCAGAACAGUUCAAUCAUCUAUCUUUUCUCCAACGUGCCUUCAGACAAAGAAGGCAACAAAGUUCGUCUCAUAUGGCUGGAAGGUAAAAGGAACAAGGUCGAGACGAUGAGGUCACUGCGUGGUGCGUCUCUCGAUAUCUCUGAUCGUGGUGGUAAAGGCAGCAGACUCCUGGCCUCCUCGGUGGUCCCGGACGGGCCACCGGUGCUCUGGAGCGGCGUGUUCAGUGUAGAUGGAGGACAAACCAACACCGAGCUGGUCAUGUUUGACAUCAGUCCCGAUCUCAGCCUAAAACAAAAUCAAGAUCCAGACUUCUGCAGUGCUGUAAAGUGUGAGGAUAAAAACGUUCAGCCAAAGACCCUGAAGCCAAAGAAGACACUCUUCAGGCAGAACUACAUGACCUCUGUGCUGGCAGUGAGACACAAGAGCUGGAUGGUUUUCUUUGUUGGGACGGGAGAUGGACAGCUCAUUAAGCUUGCUGUGGACAACAACUAUCACACCACCUGCCCCAAGGUGCUCUACAGGGCCAAUCAUGACCACAAAGUGUUUCCCAAAAUACAUCUGGAUGAAGUGGAUGAUAAAUAUCUGUAUGUGGCAUUUCAAAACCAGAUGAAGCGUGUACCUGUGUCAAAGUGCAGCACAUAUAAAACUCUGCAGGACUGUUGGUCUGCUCAGGAUCCAUACUGUGUCUGGUGUGGCUCCAACAGAUGCACAUUUGAGAAUGAAUGCCCAGAUUCAGACUGGUUAUCCAUUCCUGAAGAUUACCAGGAGAAAAUGGUUUCCUACACUGUAACAAAAGACACCACUGACCAGAUCACACUAAAGAUCCAGACACAUCUGACUGUGGGUCAGAACGUGUCUAAUUUCACCUGUGAAAUCUCUUCAAGUGUCAAUGAGUUUUGUAGAAGGGAAAGCGCUCCCCCACAGUUCCCACAAUGCACCUGCAUCCUCUCAAAGAGCACACUUCCCACGGAAGGCCUGGAUGUCACAGUAAGGAUUACACUGGGGAAGAUUGAUUGGUGGGAAAAACUGAAGCUAAUGAAGUGCUCGGACAUCAGAGGACCACCUACCUCUGACUUGUGUAAGCAGUGUCUUGAUGCUGGAUGUGACUGGAGCCAAAAUGUCUGUUCCUGGGCAACUGCAGAACUAAAGAAUGUAAGUAUUUACAGUAAUACAUGUAUUUAUCAUCUAUACAAAGGAAUGAACAUUUCUAAGCCAGAGAUCUCCUCCAUCACUCCCAGCAUUGUGUCUAUUUACGGCAAAAACCACGCACUGUUGACAGGUCACAACCUCAGUGACGUGAUCAGAGUGAGGAUCCAAGCGGACAUGGACUGCACUCCACGAGAAUCUCCUGUGUGGAACAACACAGGUGUGAAUCUGACGUUCCACAUUCCCAGUGCUGACCGUAAAGGCGUGGUCAAAGUAUGUGUUGUCCUCACAGAUGGUAGUUGCCAUGGCAACACUGAAAUCGCCUACAGGUCACCACCAUCCUGCACUGCCGUUACACCAAGCAGCAGCUGGAUGAGUGGAAAAAGGAAUAUCACAGUCUUGGGAUCUCAGUUGGAGUUUGUUGAAGGGGUCACACACAGCCAUGAUUUGACAGAAGUCAAGCUUCCUCAAAACAAAAGCUCUCAGACUCUAACUUAUGACACACCUGCAGCCAGGACGUCUGCCAGCAGCGUCUUAGUGAAAGUUGCCAAUGAAACCUUACCCUGCUUCACAAGUUUCACCUACUACCCAGAGCCCGAGUUUACAAGCUUCACAUCCACAAGAACAGGGGAAAGUGUCCUAAUCACUAUACAGAAAAAGGCAGACAAGCUGGAGAUGACCCCAGAAGAGUUGUCAGUGAUCGGCUUCCAGGAGGAAAAACCUCACAACUGCAUCGUGGAAAUCAAAAGUAAAAGUAACGAGACGGACUCUUUCACCUGUGAAAUUACAACCACAGUUAAUCCCAAGUUUCAGAUGUUGAAGAUUACUUAUGGCGACCGGACAAUAACACUGGAUCUUAAAUCUUCAUCAUAUAUGUACUACCUUCUGGUCGUUGUCCUUCUGCUGAUACCCUGCAUUAUUGCUUUUGUGGUGCUCUUCUUCCGAAAUAAAGAGAAGCAGCUAAAUGUUAAGAUGAACAAGCACAUUGAAGACCUGGAGCUUAAUAUCAGGAAUGACAUCAGACAAGGUUUUGUGGAUCUGCAGACAGAGAAAGCCGACCUGAUGGAAAAUGUUGGGGCGAUUCCUUUCCUUGACUACAAGCACUUUGCCUCCAGGAUCUUUUUUCCUGAGAAUGAAGCUUUGAUGACAUCAUGCAUCAAAGACAUUGGUCAGGAUGCUGUGAAGGUUCAGCUUGAUGACUGCUGCCUGGGCUUGUCCAAGCUGAUCCAGGACCAGGUCUUCCUAACAUCCAUGGUGCACGCUCUGGAGGAGCAGAAGACUUUCACCAUCAAAGACAAGUGUACACUGGCGUCUCUACUGACCAUCGCUCUCCACAGCAACUUGUCGUACAUGACAGAGGUGAUGGAGGUUCUCCUGAAGGCUCUGAUGCAGCAGAGCAGCAACGCUCAGCCCAAACUGCUGCUGCGACGCACAGAGUCCACGGUGGAGAAGCUGCUGACCAACUGGAUGUCCAUCUGCCUCUACGGCUUCCUCCGGGAGAGUGUUGGCCAGCACUUGUUCCUGAUGGUGAGCGCUCUCACACAGCAAAUCGCCAAAGGACCAGUGGACUGCGUGACAGGGAAGGCUCUGUACACACUCAGCGAGGACUGGCUGCUGUGGCAGGCUCAGGACUUCAGCUCUCUGAAGCUGAAGGUGCUGUUUGCAGUGGGCAGUGACGGUGAGGUCAGCGAGCCUCUGGAGGUCAGCGCCCUCAAUUGUGACACAGUGGAACAGGUCAAAGCAAAAAUCCUGUCCAGCUUCAAGGCCAAGUUUGGUUUCCCUUACAACACCAACCUCAAAGACAUUUAUAUUGAGUUUGAGAAGGAUGGAUCGUUUGUUCCUCUUCAGGAAGUGGAUGGGAGCUCAGAGAAUAUCGGGGUGGUGACGAUGCUGAACACGCUCAAGCACUACAAGGUGCCUGAUGGAGCUACAAUCAAAGUGCUUUCUACAAAAACUCAUCCCCCUCUCAGCCCCCAGUUGAGUGUGAAGGAUGAUGAGAACUUCGAAAGAAAAUACUUCCACUUGAUUGAUCCUGAUGUGGAGGAAGAUCAGCGAAACAACCCGGAGAAGAAGAAGUUUAAAAUGAAGGAAGUUCACCUCACCAAGCUGCUCUCCACAAAGGUGGCAGUGCAUUCUUAUGUGGAGACCUUGUUCAAGUCUAUCUGGGAGUUGCCUUCCUGCAAAGCUCCACAUGCUGUCAAAUACUUCUUCGACUUCCUUGACAGUCAGGCAGACGUCAUGAAGAUCACAGAUCCAGAUGUCCUGCACAUCUGGAAGACCAACAGUUUGCCUCUGCGCUUCUGGAUCAACAUCCUGAAGAACCCUCAGUUUGUUUUCGACAUAGAGAAGGCUGCACAUCUGGACGGCUGCCUGUCUGUCAUUGCUCAGGCCUUCAUGGACUCCUUCUCCCUCAGUGAGGUCCAGCUGGGGAAGCACGCACCAACCAACAAGCUCCUGUAUGCCAAAGACAUUCCCAAGUACAAGCAGGACGUGAAGGCUUACUACAAGCAGAUCAGAGAACAGUCCACAAUCACAGACACAGAAUUCAAGGCCUUCCUGCAGGAGGAGUCAAAGAAACAUGAAAAUGAAUUCAAUGAAGCUGCAGCCCUCAGAGAGCUCUUCAAAUUUAUACAGAGAUACUUCACAGAGAUCAAAGAGAAGCUGGACCAGAACGGUGCCCCUGAGGAGCUGAAGGAGCAACUACUUUCUGUCAAGGAUUCAUUUGAUGCACUGAAGAGCUGCGCCUGGAGCUGAGCUGUCCAUCCUGCCACUCAUCAAACUAUAAG